UACAAAUCUCCUGUCAAAAAAAAAAAACCCUAAACCUUUUAAGAUUCUCGUUAAACCUAGCUGUAGCAGCAAUCUCUCUCGUUUCUGAUCGGAGCCAUGAGCAAGUCUAGCAAGAAAUCAGACACCAAAGUUGAAGCUGCACCACCUGCUUCAAUGACAAAGCCACUCAAGAAAGGUAAGAGAGAUGCGGAACAGGAUUUGGACAUCCAAGUUUCGAAGAAGCAGAAGAAAGACUUGAUUGCUGCUGUUCAGAAGGAGAAAGCUGCGAAGAAAAUACCAAAGAAGGUAGAGACUAGCAGUUCUGACUCAUCUGAUUCUGAGGAAGAGCAGAAGAAGGAGAAAGCUGCGAAAAAAAUACCGAAGAAGGUAGAAACUAGCAGUUCUGACUCUUCUGAUUCUGAGGAAGAGCAGAAGGAGAAAGCUGCGAAAAAAAUACCGAAGAAGGUAGAAACUAGCAGUUCUGACUCUUCUGAUUCUGAGGAAGAGCAGAAGACUAAGAAGACUACUAAGAAAGUUACUGCAAAGGAACCUCCAUCUAAGCUGAAGGAUGACUCUUCUGAAGACGAUGAUGAUUCUUCUUCGGAUGAGGAACCUGCCCCUGCAAAGAAGCAACCUGAACCUCUAAAGAAAGACAAGGUAGAUAGCAGCUCAUCGGAGGAUGAUUCUUCUUCAGACGAGGAAACCGCCCCUGUGAAGAAGCAAACAGCAAAAGCUCUUAAGAGUUCAAAGGUCGAGAGCAGUUCAUCAGAGGAUGAUUCUGAGGAACCUGCCCCUGCAAAGACGCAACCUGUUAAGAAAGACAGCUCAUCCGAGGAUGAUUCUUCUUCAGAUGAGGAAACUGCCCCUGUGAAGAAGGUAGCGUCAGUUCCUAAGAAGGACAAGGCAGACAGCAGUUCAUCUGAUGAUGGAUCUUCAUCUGACGAGGAACCUGCCCCUGCAAAGAAGCAACCUGCAGGCCUUGAAAAACCCAAGGCAGAAAGCGGAUCAUCUGAUGACGAAACAUCUUCAGACGAGGAAUCUGCCCCUGUGAAGAAGCAACCUGCAGCCUCUAAGAAUGCCAAAGCAGCGAGCAGUUCAUCAGAAGGAGAAUCUUCUUCUGACGAGGAACUCACACCUGCCAAGAAGAAGCCAACAGUUAGUAAGAAAGCCAAAGCAGCUGCAAAAGAUUCAUCAUCCUCGGAGGACGAUUCUGAUGAGGAAAGUGAUGAUGAAAAACCUCCUACGAAGAAGGCUAAAGUUUCAUCAACAAAAACUUCUAAACAAGAAAGCUCCAGUGAUGAAUCUAGUGAGGAGUCUGAUGAGGAGGAGAGUGAAGAUGAGAAAGUGACCCCAAAGAAAAAGGAUUCUGAUAUUGAAAUGGUGGAUGCAGAGCAGAAAUCAAAUGCAAAACAGCCGAAGGCACCAACAAGUCAGGGAGGCUCAAAGACAUUAUUUGCUGGAAAUCUUCCCUAUGCAGUUACGAGAUCUGACAUAGAGAAUUUCUUCAAAGAAGCUGGUGAAGUUGUCGAUGUUAGAAUUGCUUCACAUGAAGAUGGGAGUCCUAAGGGAUAUGGGCAUGUUGAAUUCGUUUCUGCAGAAGCAGCUCAGAAGGCAAUGGAACUGAAUGGUAAACCCUUACUAGGCCGCGAUGUUCGUCUUGAUCUUGCUAACGAGAUUGGAAACAGAACUCCACGCAGCAAUCCUGUUUCCUAUGGAGUAGGAAGCCAAUUCCGAAAGCUUUAUGUUAGAGGAUUUGAUACUUCUCUUGGAGAAGAUGAACUCAAGGAUGCCUUUAGAAAUCACUUUAGUACUUGUGGAGAAGUGGGAAGGAUUUCUCUUCCAACUGAUCGUGAGAGUGGUGUCAUGAGGGGGAUGGCUUACGUAGAUAUGAAGAGUGGAUUCGAUGAGGCGUUGCAACUGAGCGGAAGUGAAAUGGGAGGAGGAUUUUUAACGGUGGAAGAGGCUAGACCAAGAGAUAGUGAUGGCAGUGGUUCAAAUGACAGACCUCCAAGGGACAAUGGUGGCCGUUUCUCGAAUAGAAGAGGUAGAGGACCACCUGGUAGAGGGCCACCUGGUAGAGGACGUGGCCGUUUCAGUAACGCUGGAAGAGGACCCAGCAAACCAAGUCUAACUGCAUCUGCCCAAGGGAAGAAGACCGUCUUUAAUGAUGAAGAGUAGAAAGCUUUUUUUAUGGUUGGAGAUGGCUCUUGUUUUUGUUCUAUCUUUUAUUUAGCUCUUUUUUUGGCAUUGGUUUAUUUUGUUUCCUAUUGAGAAAAGCAUGAAACUUUUAUUAUGUGAUGAGUUACUACUCUACUUAAGAUAUUUGUGUUGGCUUUUCUUAAACUAAGAGCACUUUGCUGCUUAAAAUUUUGAACUAAUCCUUUACCUUUA
Molecule: messenger RNA, 2370 nt
Organism: Camelina sativa (false flax)
Lineage: Eukaryota; Viridiplantae; Streptophyta; Magnoliopsida; Brassicales; Brassicaceae
Source: RefSeq, a predicted model, not a curated record